GUAAAUAAUUAUUUAAAUGGCGUUUCAUGGACGGCUAGUGUUUAAUACAUUUUACAACUCAUAAUCAGACAUAUUAAAGUGUUUACUUAUGAAAUAUAUUGGCAACUCGUGAUUACAGCUGAUUCCGAGGUAUAAACAUUUGUAAAAAAACAACGCCGUAAAAUAAUACAUUUAUAUUCCAACCAUGCGAUUCCCCUCCAAUAAAACACUCGGAAAAAUUGCUGUGUAUGGAGCCUUUGCAUCCAUUACGGGUGUAAUGUACAUGCGUUAUAAAAUUGAGGAUCGCAUUAGGAAUUCAGAAUAUUUCAAGUUAGCGUUAAAAACCUUAAGACAGCACAAGGGCGCUUCCAGCUUACUUGGUGAACCGAUUAAAGAACUUGGCUUCGACUUAAGUGAUAGCAACAAUUUUUCUGAUGGUCAAAAUGCCCAUUUUAUGAUUAAUGUAAAAGGUUUUAAGGAUAAAGGAAAAAUGUAUUUUUGGGCGACACGAACGACUGAAUCUGGAUGGUUUAUUGAUCGCUUGGAAUUAGAGUUGCGCUCCCAACCUGAUAAACGUUUCCUAAUAAAAAAAUUAGAAACUAUGAAAACAACAACCAACGAACAAUGAAAGUAACUUAUGAAAUUGUGCAAUUAAUCAGCGAAACAAAUCUGUUUCAUCACAUUAACACGUAAGGUGUUAACACAUAAAAAGUCAUAAAGAUUUUUUGUAAAAUUUCGGUCGAAUGUAAUAAGCAGUGACAAGUUAAAAUACGACGAUUAUAUUUUUAACCUGUGUGUAUAAUAUGUAGUAUAUUCAAAAUAUAAAUGAAAAUAGUCACUUUCAAUAAAAGUCAUUUGUUUUUGACAAAAUGUAACAAAUUAUUAAAUUAAACUAAAUAUUUA
Molecule: messenger RNA, 882 nt
Organism: Zeugodacus cucurbitae (melon fly)
Lineage: Eukaryota; Metazoa; Arthropoda; Insecta; Diptera; Tephritidae
Exons: 3
Coding region: 185-607 (140 amino acids)
Biological process (GO): mitochondrial respiratory chain complex I assembly; mitochondrial respiratory chain complex IV assembly
Cellular component (GO): mitochondrial inner membrane
Source: RefSeq, a predicted model, not a curated record